This is a messenger RNA of Amoebophrya sp. A120, 340 nucleotides long. Lineage: Eukaryota; Dinophyceae; Syndiniales; Amoebophryaceae. The record is from the annotation of a GenBank genome assembly.
AUGCUCUUCUACAAAGGGGCGCAGCUGGAUCUCUGGCCACUGAAAAAAUCGCCAUGCGAGGAGGUAAAAAAUUUGCUUGAGAAGGUGGAUGCGCAAGAUCCAGCCAGUUUUCUUCUAGGCAUGGACAAGAAACAUGUCACGUGGACCGACACGAUUAGGCAUAUGUCACAAGAAAGUUUUGAAGAUGUGCAUCGACAGCUCGACAAAGAUAGACUCUAUAUGGGAAAGAUUUUUUGGAAAGGUGUCAAUCUGGAUGCCAAGUCGAUGGACAGCGUUGGAGAAGGCAUGGGGAUUGGAAGGCUAUCAGGGCUUCGGGGGGAAGAGCUAAACAAAGCACGGG